Molecule: messenger RNA, 862 nt
Organism: Vigna angularis (adzuki bean)
Lineage: Eukaryota; Viridiplantae; Streptophyta; Magnoliopsida; Fabales; Fabaceae
Exons: 6
Coding region: 161-697 (178 amino acids)
Biological process (GO): proteolysis
Molecular function (GO): cysteine-type peptidase activity
Source: RefSeq, a predicted model, not a curated record
ACUUGCUGACAUCCUUGAUGAUAAGCCUUUGGAGGUUCAGUAUGAUGCUAAUGUAUUUGGGCAUGGCUCUGAGGUCCCAAUAUACCUUAAUAGCCAAGAUGUCCGUGAGCUUGCGUCGGGAACACAAGAGUUGAAUAUUUCAAUUAUUCAACUAUGGACGAUGUAUAUGUCUGGGGUCACUAAUAAGUUGGGGCGUUCUGAUGAUUAUGGAUUCAUUGAUCCCCAAGACAUUCAUGAAUCAAAUGAUUUUGAUCAUAUCAACACGAGAAUGAUAAGCAGUUUUCGAAGGGGCAAGAAAAUAUACUUUUUGCCUUAUAUAUCCGGGCGCCAUUGGCAACUUCUUGUUAUGUCUGUGCAAGACAACUAUGCUUUGUGGUUCUGCUCAUUGCACAGGCCUCCUCCCACACAACUCAGACAAGCAAUUGAUUGUUCUAUUCCAGCAAGUAUGAUGAUGGACGGGAGAUCAAUUGUUAAGAGUAGAAAGAUUGCUUGGAUUUCUCUCAAGUGUAACAGACAAAAUGGGUCAUAUGAGUGUGGAUACUAUGUAAUGUAUUGGAUGACCCAUAUUGUUCGUUCUCACAUCACAAGAAGCUGGGAAACGAGAUUCAAGACUACUACACCAGUUCCUGAGAAGUCACUACUAUUCAUUAGGAACGCUGCUGCGAAGUAUAUAGUUAGAUUAUACAAUAGCUCUUAGAUUUAGAUUUAAACAAUGCAUUUGAUUAGAUAGAAUUUUCUUAGACUCUCUACUUUAUUUGAUGUUGAAAUACAUUUGAACAUGUGUUUGUUAUGUUGAAAUUGAAUUUCUGUAAAUGUUUUUAUAUGCAGGUCUGUUUUUGUGGUAGUGGAUAUCACAAAAACA